GUUUGGCAUACCGCGCGUCCAAUAUUUACAGAUGAUGACAUUUCACCUGAUAAGAAAUUCCUCGGGGCAGGAGGAAAGCAAACGUGCGUGAUGCCCGGUGAUGCCACCGUUUUUGAUCGAUAGGGAGCGGUGAAAAGUUUGACCGAACUACUUCUGUCCUCCACCUCCACCUCUUCGCCUCCCCCCUCCGACUUCCCCGAAGAUACUCAUCUAGAAAUGAGCGGCACGGAGAAGAAAUACGAUAACGAGAAGACGGCCCACGGUGACGACGUUAGCGUUGAGGCACUCUUGGAGAAAGCCAAGCAGGAAGGCAUAAAGCCGAUCUUCCUUGCGAAAGUCAAGGUUCUCAACGACGCGAUUUCAGAGUGUGGACUCGGUCGUCACCAGUACGAAUUGUUCUUCACGGCUGGUUUUGGAUGGUUCGCGGACAACAUCUGGUUGCAGGGUAUUGCUAUCCUGAUGCCCGCCAUUGCGAAUCAGCACAACUUCCCGAACUACUCAAGUAACAUCCGGAUGGCUACCUUUGCUCUUUACGUUGGUCUUAUCGUCGGCGCCAUCUUCUGGGGCAUGACCUGCGAUGUGAUCGGACGUCGGACCGCAUGGAAUGCGUCUCUAUUCCUCUCUGGAAUAUUCGGCAUUGCGGCAGGGGCUUCUCCCAAUUUUGUGACUCUCGGAGCUAUGCUGGCUUGCAUCGGAUUCGGUGUGGGAGGUAAUUUGCCUGUCGACGGCGCGCUCUUCCUCGAGUUUUUGCCGGGUCCGUACCAGUAUCUGCUUACGUUCUUGUCCGUCUGGUGGGCCAUCGGUCAGGUCGUUGGCUCGCUGAUUUCAUGGGUUUUCCUCGCCAAAUUCUCGUGCGACACCACUCUUGUCGGUACGGUACUCGCGAAUGGCAGCAUUUACCAGUGCGACAACACUAACAACAAUGGCUGGCGAUACUCAUACUACACUCUUGGCGCGAUGAUGCUCUUCCUCGGCAUCGUCCGCAUAUUUGUGUUUCCCAUGGAUGAGUCGCCCAAGUUCCUGCUGAGCAUCGGUCGCGAUCAGGAUGCGGUCGAUGUUGUGCACCGCAUUGCCAAGAAGAAUAAGGUCCAAUGCAAGCUCACUGUGCAGGAUCUGCACGAUGCGGCUAGUCCUUGGAUUGAGCCUGGCGAAGAAAUUCCGCCCGUCAAGUUUUCCACUUGGGGUCUCAUCAAAAACAGCUGGGAGCACCUGAGCGGCGAAAACAUCAAGGGUCUCUUUGCGACACCGCGUCUGGCGUACUCGUCUGGUCUGAUCAUUUUCAUUUAUGGUUCUCUUGGUCUCGCCUACCCCCUUUUCAACGCUUUCCUCGGAGGUUAUCUUUCGUCUCGCGAGAAGAGCACCGGUAACACGGGUAUCGACGCGACCUACUCUGCAUACACUUAUCAGGCUGCGUGCGGAGUUGCCGGCUCGUUUCUCGCCGCGCUCAUGGUCCAGUGGUCACGCGCCGGACGCAAAUUCUCCAUGGCUUUCUUCACCAUUAUGUCCGGUGUUUUCCUGUUCGCUCUGACGGCGGCGAGAACCUCAGUUCAGGUCAAUGCGCUCGUUUCCAUUGCCAGUUUCUGGGAGAAUGCGUUCUAUGGGGUUCUAUAUGGAUAUGCUCCCGAAGUAUUUCCGACUCCUCGACGAGGCACUGGUGAUGCGCUGGCUGCCGCAUCGAGUCGUGUCACCGGUCUCAUGGCUCCUGUGAUCGCUGUUUACAGCCAGGCCGGAAAGACUCCAAAUGGACCUGUCUACGCGAGUGCAGCCAUCUUUAUUGCCACGGGUCUGCUGAUGCUUGGUCUGCCGAUCGAGACCGUUGGUGUCACGGCGUUCGUUUUUGUUUCCUUCGAUAUCUGCUCUCCGUUGUCUCAUUCCGACUAGGCUUUGAUCAAGGUCCAAGAUACCCUUGACCCACCCCCGUUCAUCCAGGGGUUCCGACAUUGGGCACUUUGCUCGUGCGUCUCAUUCAACAGGGACGCGCUGUUUUUGUUCGUGUUAUAAAGCGAGCUGCGCAGUAAUUCAUUCUAGGGUUGGAUGAGCUAUCAUGCAGUAUUGAAUAUCAUGCCCAUAUACGACUGAAUAAUUCAAACCAUUGCUUCGAUAUAGUCACGAGCAGUUUUAGACAUAAAGACUACACUCCAAAAGUGAUCUAUGUUUUAGAAAAUAGAAAAAGGAUAAGAUGAACCCGUACAGCAUAUGAAUACGAACGAUUGGUGUUUACAUUUUACAAGGAUAUACGUGAUCUAGAAAUCUGGACUGAGGCAUUUGGAGAUUCUAGUCUGUAAAUCAGCCCGGAAUCCUCGUCUAAAUAGAACGACGUCAUACUUUGAUGGGUUGGAGGUAGAUUAACAGAUGAUCUUGCUCGAGUAGUUCGAGGAAGGUCAACUGAAAGUGCGAAAGUCAGAGCUUGGAUGACGAUGGCAGUCAUAUAAAUAUGAUUGUACCUCCGAGCGGCUGUUGUUGGAUUGUUAAAGUAACAAGACGGGUCAUGACUGCCUCGCCAGCCACAGUGACAGCACUGGCCACCGCGCUCCCUGGUCUUCGGUGUAGUUGCAGUCGCGCGCGGAGGAUCUCCGGUCCGGGUGGUCGACGGUACAUAAGACACUGUCGAGACAGACGAGCUGGAGCACAUUAGAGCCAAAGUGAUGCGUGGAUGAUUGCGAAAGCGGGUGUCGUAGAUGGAGAGAGUAGCUGAAAGACUGCUAACUUUAUAAGGCGUGUCUCCUUCAGGUCAUGUAUUCAGUCAUGUACUCGGCGUAGGUUUCUCGAACAGACUAGGGUCUUGGCCUAGACCUCCCACGAACGAAUCCCAGACGACACUGGACAUCUUUGGCAGCUUCUUUGCUUCCUUGCCGCCAGUUUUAUCAGAAGGGUUCCCUCGUACGAUACACCGGUGGGGACGGGUUCUCUUCACCAGGCUAGAAGACGUACAUGUUCAUGCUAGGAAUGAGAGCUCAAACUCGAUUGUCUUCCAAGCGCUCCAACAGGAGAAAAUUAGAGCCCUCGAUCAUUCAACACCUUAUGAACUUACGUUGGGACAGAAUGGAAGCAAACGACUAUUAUGCAGCAAAGCCAAAGAGGGUCUCCCGUCUCGAUGGAUAGAGUAUGGUAGGCGCCUGCUUAGCGCUGCGUUGUGCAGAAGUCUGGACCGAGACUCUCGGACCGGUUCAAAACACCUCCUGAAGUUUUUGGCAGUCGCAUAACCGCUUCGGUUCGGCUCGUGUCGAGGCCGACCCAUGAAGACCGUCUUCUUCCGGGAGUCUUCAAUCCGGAUGUUCAAAUCCAAGACCCGGGUGCGA
This is a messenger RNA of Mycena citricolor, 3299 nucleotides long. Lineage: Eukaryota; Fungi; Basidiomycota; Agaricomycetes; Agaricales; Mycenaceae. The record is from the annotation of a GenBank genome assembly.